GAUUCCAUUUAUCUGUCUAGCAGCAGAAAACGCGCCAGCAGCGAUGUCUCAACUCAACCAGGCCAAAAAAAAACAAACAAACAAACAAAAGAAACAACUCACGCUGGAUUUGAAACUCUGCUAACAAAUCCAGUGAAAGCUCCAUUUCCCCCCCAACACAGAAUAGACGGAGAGCCACUGGUCGUAAACACAAACCAGCAGACCAGACACACACACACACACACGCACACACACACUCACACAAACACACGCACACACUCACGACACCUCUAUCCAGUCCCCGCUUCUCAGGGAUCAACAUCAUGUUCACACGUAUCCGUCAAAAACACCUCCAAAAGAUCUGCAAAUAAUAAAAACAACGAGAUUCCUUUUAUAUCUCCAACUCCUGGGACACACAGCAGCACACGCACCACCCAAGUGAAGCGGCGCAGACUAGCUCGUGAGAAUAAACUGUGGAGAAAACAAAAUGAUAGUAAAAGUUAAUGUCCUCCAAUAGCUUUCAUUGGGACAGGAAUUCUCACCCCUCUUCCGCUCUUUUCAAGAGCUCAGACGGUCCCUUCAAAGCGUGAAUAGCCCGACAGGCUGGAUGGCUAGACAGCAACUUUCAACUUGACCUUGGCCUCCAGCCGCGUCUGCCUCCUAUGUGAAAACAUGCACGGACAGCCAGGCACUGCGCUGUUUUCUGCCUUUGCGUAUUAUCAACACGUCGGAAAUGGAGUGCUGGAAUAUUCACAGGAAAUCGUGACGUUACAUCCCAAUUUCUUUAUUUCUGCCUAAAAUGUGUGUGUGGAUAUUUAAAGUGGGGGGGAUUCUGGCUGCGUUUCUAGAAAUAUGUGCACCCAUAAAUGAAACAACUUGACACAUGUCGAGUCUUAUACAUCUCCAAAGCAUUUCCACAUCCCAUACUGAACGCGCAGCUCGGUACAGAGUCCGCUCGGACAGGUACAACACACCACACACCGUCUCUGUGCAUCAGCGGGCGACAGAAGUCUGUUUAUUUCCUUGUAUGCAACAUCGGAAUAUGAUAUACUUUAACGUCAUGUUGUUAUAAAUUGGACUCCUCUUUGUUAAGUGGUUGUGUAAAGACACCCACGUCCUCAAGCAAUGCAGACAAAGGCUGGACAGUGUGCGUGCGUAAAGGCCACAAGGCUGUGCAUAUUUGUCAUAUGUAGAUGGUUGAGUCAUUUUUCAACAAAACGUUUGAAUAGUCGACUUUUAUUUCAACCACACAUUCAAUAAUACGCGUUUUCAAGACAAUAAUGUGUAAUUAAAACAUUUAGGAUUAUUAAAUAUGUCCUGAUAUGAAUAAAAAGUAGGUUACUCUGACUGAAGGGAUCUUACUUUAAAAAAACAAAGGCACAAAAUCCAUCUGAAUUCAAACAGAAGCGACAAACGCGAAAUCCCUUCAUAGGUACGGUCACCUUACUUCGCCGCAUUUUUCUCCAUUUAAUUAUCUGUACUCGCUGAUGUUUACCGUCCUCUUUGCAUAGCCUGGUCACGUGACAACAUCUGGGCCAAUAGCUGCGCAACCUCGGCGCUCUUGUGCGCGUCAGAGUGGCAUACUCUCUGGGAACCAGUAUCUCCUUUUUUCAGUCUCUGGGCUUUUUAAAAAAGAGCCAGAAGCUUCAAUGUUGGAUGCCGUGCUAUGACAACGUCACUGCUCCUCCGUCCUCGCUGGGUCGACCCGUCGGUGAUGUUCCUCUACGACAACGGCGGCGGUUCCGAUGAAGUGAGCAAGAACAUGGAGGGUUUUGCUGGUGGUAACUUUGCUGCGAAUCAGUGCAGGAAUCUGAUGGCGCACCCCGCGUCCCUGGCACCCAGCACGGCUUACUCGUCAAGCGACGUGCCCACCUCCGGCAUGGGCGAGCCAGUGAAGCAGUGCAGCCCUUGUUCUGCAGCUCAGAAUUCAUCCAGCGCCUCUCUGCCGUAUGGGUACUUCGGUAGCGGCUAUUAUCCGUGCAGAAUGUCGCAUCACAGCAGCAUAAAGUCGUGCGGAGCGCAGCCCCCCUCCGCGUAUGGAGAGAAAUACAUGGACACGUCCGCCUCGGGCGACGACUUCACCUCUCGGGCAAAGGAAUUUGCUUUUUAUCCGACCUACCCUUCAGGCCCGUACCAACCUGUGCCCAGCUACCUGGACGUCCCCGUGGUGCCAACGAUCAGUGCGCCGUCAGAGGCCAGACACGAGUCCUUGCUGCCCAUGGAGAGCUACCAGCCGUGGACUCUCGCCGCGAACGGCUGGAACGGGCAGGUUUACUGCGCCAAGGAGCAGCCUCAGCCCGGACACAUGUGGAAGUCCUCCAUACCAGACGCGGUGUCCCACGCCGGAGGAGACUCGGGCUCUUAUCGACGCGGAAGAAAGAAGCGCGUGCCAUACACCAAGGUGCAACUGAAGGAACUCGAGCGCGAGUACGCCGCCAAUAAAUUUAUCACGAAGGACAAAAGGAGGAGAAUAUCAGCCCAGACCAACCUGUCCGAGAGGCAGGUCACGAUAUGGUUUCAGAACAGACGCGUAAAGGAGAAGAAGGUUGUCAACAAAUUGAAAACCAUCAGCUAGUUUUUUUUUUACCCCCAUUUUUUUUUUUUUUUUUCAUCACGGGACAAUUAUCUGUGGGAGAUAAACUACCAGGCCCACACACACACACACACACACACACACACACACACACACACACGUUUGGACUCAUGGAUUGGAUCAGCAGAACUCCUUCCUGACUGAACAUGAUUUAUUUGUGUGAGAGGAGCUUCUGGAACAAAAACUUCUCGGAGGCCUGAGAGUCCCGGAGCCGCUGCGCGUCCUGCCACUUGUUGUUAAAUAUUAUUUUUAAGGAGUCGAGAGAAAAUAUAUAGCUGACUGUAUGUGUGACUUCUUCUUUAUUUUUUAUUAAUAUUAUUAUUUUUUAAAUUUUUGGCAUGCUCACUCUCAGCACAGGAACAAACUGACCCCAGCUCAGAGAAGGUGUGCGCCACCGAGCUACGCCUUUAUCUGCAAGGUUUUUCCUUUUACGAGAGUGAUAAAAUGCGAAGAUUCACAGGAAGUGACGGAUUUGGACCUUGGGAAUGUUAAAUAUUAAUCUCUCCUGGCUUCCUUUAAAAAAAAUGAAAGAAAAGAAAGAAAGAGAAAGAAUUAAAAAAAAAAACCUCACAUGCUUAGCUCGUAGUCUCAUAUGAACCCGUGCUCUCAUUCAUAUUCAAUCCAUGGUGCAAUCCUGCUUAUUAUAAUGCUUAGAUAAUCGUUCGGGAUAUGUGUUCAUAUCGAUCAUAGCUUUUAUAAUGUGUGCGUUACUCAUGUGGUUGUAUAUAAAGUAAAGUCCGGCAUGAUAUCCAGGUUAUCUGUGUGUGAGUCCCAGUAUGUCGGUGUUGAAGUCCGUCCCAAUAAAACAUGGACUGGUUUAUA
Messenger RNA from Acanthopagrus latus (yellowfin seabream), 3394 nucleotides. RefSeq names its product homeobox A13a (gene hoxa13a). Gene Ontology annotation, molecular function: DNA-binding transcription factor activity, RNA polymerase II-specific; RNA polymerase II cis-regulatory region sequence-specific DNA binding. The record is from RefSeq and is a predicted model, not a curated record. Lineage: Eukaryota; Metazoa; Chordata; Actinopteri; Spariformes; Sparidae. Gene Ontology annotation, biological process: regulation of transcription by RNA polymerase II. Bases 1646 to 2554 code for a protein of 302 amino acids. The transcript is spliced from 2 exons.